CUAAAUCAGCGUACCUCAUGGCGUACCCCAGACAUGCGGCGCACAAUGAUAGCCUUUGGAGAAAGAUUUGGCGGCUUCAUGUCCCGGAAAGAGUUUGUUGUUUUACCUGGUUGGUGGCCUUGGGAAAGAUUGCGACCAAUGUGCUUCGGUUCACCAGGAAGUGUGCGGACUCCCCGGAUUGUCACAGAUGCGCAGGCACCCCGGAGACUAUCCUGCAUACUCUCCGUGACUGUCCGCCGGCUGCUUUUUUCUGGUAUAGACAGGUCCCCCAGGCGGAGCACCACAAGUUCUUCUCGGCCUCUGUUGAGGAUUGGAUCAGCAGCAAUGUUAACCAGGAUGAAGAAAUGGAGUCAGGUAUGGCAUGGAAUGAUUUUUUUGCCUCGGCUAUUUGGUUAUUGUGGAAGAACAGGUGUACAGCUUGUUUCAAAGGGAUAGGAGCUGCGCUGACUGCUCCCACUCUGGCAAAUUCAAUCCACUACAAAGCUGCUCUUUGGCACAUGGCGUGGAAGUCGGACAAUGCUACUCGGCUUCAAGGCUCCCAUGCAGUUCCUAGGGUCCUGGCGAACAUCAGCUGGGUCGCUCCCCACAGAGGAUGGAUGAAGUUAAACGUGGACGGGGCUUCGGCUGGGAAUCCUGGUCAGGCGGGUGCGGGAGGGCUAAUCCGUGAUGAGCAUGGAAGGUGGCAGGCUGGUUUUGUGGCCAUGAUCGGGGAAGCGACCGCGGCUUUGGCCGAGCUGUGGGCUCUGUUUCAUGGACUGAAUCUCGCUUGGAAGUUCAGGUGCACUAACCUUUUGAUCGAGACAGAUUCUCAACUUGUGAUUCAGUGGUUAAAGAGCAGGAGUGACCCUCUACACCCUUAUGCUUCUUUAUUGGCCUCUAUCAGGAGACGUAUGGCGCAGGACUGGUUGGUUAACAUAACUCAUACAUACCGGGAAGGGAAUAGAGCCGCGGACUGGCUCUCGAAGCACAGUCUCGUCUAUCCCUAUGGUGUGCAUGAGUUUGUUAAUCCACCUACUGGUAUUGGUAGCAUUCUGCAGGAGGAUAUGAGAGGUCUUUCUUUUGAGCGAAGGGUAAUUGCCACCCGUGAUUUGUAACCCCUCUCCCCUUGUUCCCCUUUCUUGGCGCUAGCCUCCCUUUAUGCAAAAUAAAAAAUAUAAUAUGUUUAAUAUAUGAAUUUAAUGUACCCACCUCUAAAAAUGGUCAUAAUACAUCAAAUUUUGAAAUUUUAAUGGGUAGCAUUAGUCUCAUAUGAUGAUAUAACACAGAAUCACAACUAAUCAACCCACUACCCUAACCUAUUAACAUUCAAUUUUGAAUCUAAACCCAAAAUCCCAAAUUGUAAACCCUAACCCUAAAUUCCUAAACCCUGAAUCAUUCAAAUUAAAGUGAAUCUUGAAUGAUUUUUGUACAAAUUCAUGUGGUUCUUGUCCCUCAUACUACAAGGGAUUAUUGACAUCGUUUUCACAUGAAUCGUCUGCUCAUAAUCAUCAUUCCGAGAAGGCGAUUCAUGUGAAAACGAUAUCAGUCAUCACUUGUGCUUUGAUGAACAAGAAACACAUGAAUUUGUA
Linum trigynum is the source of this 1568-nucleotide messenger RNA. The record is from the annotation of a GenBank genome assembly. Lineage: Eukaryota; Viridiplantae; Streptophyta; Magnoliopsida; Malpighiales; Linaceae.